Molecule: messenger RNA, 4493 nt
Organism: Zerene cesonia (dogface butterfly)
Lineage: Eukaryota; Metazoa; Arthropoda; Insecta; Lepidoptera; Pieridae
Exons: 16
Coding region: 228-3662 (1144 amino acids)
Source: RefSeq, a predicted model, not a curated record
AAUGCGACGCGCUUCAGAAUUAGUGUCGUCCGAGAGUUUCGUUAGUUUAAAACUGUUUUAAAUAGAUAACGUUGAAUAAAAGUGUGAUUAAAGUAGAUAUUGUUACAACAAUAUGGUGGCUGUAUGGGUGUAAGCCAUCGCUUGUGAUCUAAGUUUUAAAAAGUUUAUGUGCAAACUGCAAAAUGUUGGAGUGAACAGGAUUUGUGUUGUUUUACGCAUCCACGUCCAUGGCGGAAGUGACGUCAUCCCGCAGCUCGCCUGCGCCGGAAGCGUGCCCCGAGUGCGAUACGGGGGCGUCAGUUACUUCCGAUUUACAUAAGUAUCAAGUAGCAUGCACGUGCAAGCCAGCCGCGCAGUACGCAUGCGCGGACGACCCCGGGCCCCCGCCGCCCGCGAAAACGGACACGCCCCCCGCGCUCCCGCCGCGCCCGCCAACCAGCGUGUUGGCUACUAACCGGAGACAUAAUGCGCCGGUCGGGUGCACGGACACGCCUUGCCGCCGCAAGAAGUACGCGUGGUGGUGCUGUGGGUGCGGCGCGCUCGCGGCGGCGCUCGGCGGGCUGCUCGCCGCGCAGCACAUACUGCUGCGAGCGUAUACAGCCUCGCCGCACCACUUGGAGACCGUGCCGGCGGCUGUGCCCGCCGCUAUGUUGGUGCUAACAGGGGUCUGCAUCAUGAGUCUGGCUCGCAGAAGAAAUCGGUACAGCUAUAUGGUAAGAAAAAUCAAAGUUGUGGGUGCUUGCUGUCUCGUGUGCGCUCUCACUUGCGUGCUGGUUACCAUAACAACCACUGUGAUACACAUGAACAAGCUCCAAACGCUAAAGUACUGCGAGUACACGCGGCUCACGCGCACCUGCUCGUGCUUCUCUAUAUCGCCCGAAGCGCAGCAGGCGGGGAUCGAUGAUGAUGGGGUCCGUUGCGUGUUCGAGGGGGUCACUGACUGCGCUGUGGUGCACGGCGCCCUCUACUGGUGCUUGCGGGGGGUCUUCGCGCUCUCGGUCACCGCUGUGCUGGUGUGCAUAUUCAGCUGUAUGCUCGCCUAUCAGCUGUUGAGUCACGAACGUAAGAAGAUGUACUGGGAGCAGUUGGAGCUUCGUUGCAGGUCGUUAUAUCGGCCGCCAACUGGACAGCCAGCUGCUACCACUGGAAGACCUGUACAGAAUAACUGUAGUUGCUGCGCUCAGUGUCACACAACUCAGCCGGCCUGGGAUUUCAGUCUGCAGCACAGAUUCUGGGCACCCGGUCGCAUAGGUAACCUAUACUCACCAAACCCUGGAUCUGGGAGGAAAACAUCGCCGUGGAGCUGGUUCCCGUGGCCGAGAGGGAACAGUCAAAAUUCCCGCUGCCGGAUGGAGGGCGUCCCGCAGUCCGGCGACAGCGCGUACGGUUUCUGCGAAACGGAACAAGCUCAGGGGCAACAGUAUCCAAACUUUGAGCAGUUCCGCGGACAGAGCGGGAACUUCCCGCAGGCCUCGGGGAUGCAAGGGUUGCAGGGGCUGGAGGGGUUCGAGGGGUCCAGUUUUGACACGCAGACGGGGGUUUGGGGACCCCCACCGCCGUAUAGCCCGCAAGGCAGGAGCGGGAGUAGGCAUCACCUUCACCAAGACCCGGCCACCACCACGCUGCUUCACCAUCAUCACAUAGACGUUCACAGAAAUCCGAACACACACGAGCACAAUGUCCAAACUCACACAUGCGCAAGAAACUCAUAUUUACACCAGGACAUAGUCAGACUGAAUCCGGAGUUAGUCAGAAUGAAUCCAGAAUUGAUAAGAGUCAAUCCAGAAUUACUACGCGCUAAUCCAGAGCUUUUACAUGCAAAUCCGGAACUGCUACGCACAAAUCCGGAACUGCUACGCACAAAUCCAGAGCUCCUACGCGCCAAUCCAGAGCUGCUACGCGCAAAUCCAGACCUGCUACGUGCAAAUCCGGAACUGCUACGCGCAAAUCCGGAACUGCUACGCGCAAAUCCGGAACUGCUACGCGCAAAUCCAGAACUAUUACACGCAAAUCCGGAACUAUUACGACUGAACCCAGAACUAAUGAGGUUGAACCCAGAAUUCGGGCACAUGAGCCAAGAAAUUCAUUUAUACCCGCAAGAAAUGCAAGAAAUGGGGCAAGAAAGGUUUAGUACUCUACGGGGCCAUUUGGUCCCAUACAGGAACUGUGCCCGCUUGGGGCUGAGUGUUGGGAACCUGCAUCGGGACUGUGGGGAGGAGACUAUGGAGUGCGUGCAUCAGAAGAGCGGGAGUAAAGAUCAAAGCGCAGACUCGUGCAUGAAGCAAGGCAAAGAGAAUUUAGCGUUUCAGAAUGAUAAGCAAUCUCCAAUCAGGUCUUCAAUGCAAGACUGCCACCGCGGAGGGAACCCUAAUACUGAGUCGGAGGUGUAUUUCGCUGAUGUGUCGAGUUGCUGUAAUGCGGACUGCUGCAUGAAUCCAAAUGUAUCAGCAUUAGUAGGUACCAUAGAGAAUCAUCCAGAAUCGACAUCAGAGUCCGAUACAGGCUCGUUCACAUUGACUCGACAACAAAGACCACAACCUCAAGUAGGCUCUAAACGCAGACCCAGACAGGCAGACAAAAAGACGGAUAAAAUGCGACAGGACAUAAACAAUUCCAUACGAUUGACAGAACAACAGAUCGAGCAACUGAACAAUUCGAUGAGAAUGAACGAACGGAAUGAUAGAAUGGAUAGGAUCGAACGUAUUGAUUCUAGGGAUCGCUUGAAUGAUUCUAGAAUCGAUGGGAGAUUGAAUGAUUCUAGGAUUGAUAGAAGCGAUGGGAGGUUGAAUGAUUCUAGAAUCGAUGGAAGAUUGAAUGAUUCAAGGAUUGAUAGAAGCGAUGGGAGAAUGAAUGAUUCUAGAAUCGACAGAAACGAUGGAAGGUUGAAUGAUUCUAGAAUCGACAGAAGCGAUGGACGAUUGAAUGAUUCUAGGAUUGAUAGAAGCGAUGGAAGGUUAAAUGAUUCCAGAAUCGAUAGAAGCGAUGGAAGAUUGAAUGAUUCUAGAUUCGAUCGCAUGAACGAUUGCAGACAUUCUAGGAUCGAUAGAAUAAGUGACAUGCGUGACAUGAACGAUUCGAGAUUGAAUGAUUCUUGCAUAGAUCGAAUGCAAGAAGCUUCCAGAAUGGAGAGAAUAGAGCGCAUAGACUCUAGAGACCGGAUUGGCGAAAUGUUGAACGAGUCGAGAGAAAGAGCCAGAAUGAGUGACAGAGAUAGAAUGAGCGACAGAGAAAGAAUGAGCGACAGAGACAGAAUGAGCGACAGAUUCGAAGAUAGACGAAUGUCAAACCUGAAUUCCAGUCUCAGGAUCGAGGGUAGUCCCAAAAUGCGGCCACACAUAAGCCCUCUGAAAAUGCCCAAAAGAAACAGUCCGAAAAACCCACCUAAAGAUGUAAGACACGAAAAAGAAUUUCUAGCCCCAGUAACAUCGCCUUUAUCUCCAAACACCGACGAGUCAUUAUUGUCUGAUGACGACGCACGCCAAGAAAUAGUGUACUCUAACGACUCGGAGGCUAAAUGCCUAGGACCAGAUUCGCAGUAUGAGCCAGUAAGAGACAAUGUGAAAGAAGAGAUAUUGAAAACGAAUCACCAUCACUGUUACAGUGAUACAAACACAAUGGAUUCCGGGUGGCAGAGCGGGUCUGAGAGACAAGUGACCGAUUAGUGGGUGUAGUACAAAAUGCUGUUUUUUUAAACAUAAGAUAAAUACAAAGGGAAUUUUAUGAUAGGACCGAUAAGAUUGAGGUGAAUCCACUGUUAUCAUUGAAUGAUUUUAAAUCAGUUAGGUUUUAGUUUUAAAAGGAGAAAUCGCACAAAUUAUUAGGUGAUUAACUGUUUUCUUGAUUUUAAAGAAAAAUUGUUUGUAUGUUGCAAAUUUUUGUUCCUUAAUGAAAUGUUUUGAAGAUAUAAGAAAUAGAAGCAUUUCCUGUGCGAAUUAGAUUUGUCUAUGAUCUGUAAUAAGAUAUAAAAAAUUACUAUUAUCUUUAAUGUUUGAAUCAACGACAUGUUUUAUAAAGUUGAAGUUUUCGUUAAUAAUAAAAGUAAGAAAAAUUUAAACAUUUGCAACGUAAUUAAUUAUAGGGACAUAACACUCUGUAUUUUAACAAUCCUCCCUAAAUUUAUAUCGUUUUAAUGACGUUUUGCUUCAAUAUAAUUUGUUUUUGCAAUGCAAAUAAAUUACCAAGGUAUCAUAGAAAUAAUAACAACAGAACAUGUUUUAACGCAUCGAUAAUUAUGCAAAAAAGAGUGGACGGAGUACUAUUUCCAGGAUGGUUGGUUGGUCUUUUUAUAUUAUACGCGAUACAAGGCUAAACAGACGUUGGUGUAAUCAAAAAUGGAAAUACGACAUCAAUCAUUGCUUAUUUUGGUCAAUUUAGCGUUUCAUAUAUAGCAUUACUAGCUGCGCCCCGCGGUUUCACCCGCAUAAGUCCGUAUCCCGUAGGAAUAUCGGGAUAAAAAGUUGCCUUUAUGUUAUUCCAGUUGUCCAGCUGUCUAC